Molecule: messenger RNA, 2970 nt
Organism: Marmota flaviventris (yellow-bellied marmot)
Lineage: Eukaryota; Metazoa; Chordata; Mammalia; Rodentia; Sciuridae
Gene: Txnrd3
Product: thioredoxin reductase 3
Biological process (GO): cell redox homeostasis; glutathione metabolic process; cellular response to oxidative stress
Cellular component (GO): mitochondrion; cytosol
Molecular function (GO): glutathione-disulfide reductase (NADPH) activity; thioredoxin-disulfide reductase (NADPH) activity; flavin adenine dinucleotide binding
Source: RefSeq, a predicted model, not a curated record
AUGCGGGGGCUGGGCGGGGAGGGCCUGGGCGGCCCAGGGGGCGGGGCGAAGGCGGCCCAGGGGGCGGGGCGAAGGCGGCCCAGGGGGCGGGGCGAGGGCGGGGUGAACGGCCGCCCCCAGGCCCGGGGCCAGUGCGGGGCGUGUGGAGUUUGGGCCGCGUUCGCCGCUCGGCCGCAGUUCGGGUGCCGCCGCCACCCUCGUCCAGGUUCCUACGUAGACCCGGCCCCGUCCGGCCGGAGUGAGAGCGAGGCCCUGGAGCAGCCACCGUCCCCACCACCGCCGACACUGGCGACGGCGGCGCAGACAUCGCCGAGGAUGGGGAAAAUGAGUGUCCCCAACCGUCGCCUAGCCAGCGUCCGCGGUGUGCCCGUGUCAUCGCCUCCCGGGCGCCGCGCCCGCCUGUCGUCUCCCGGGACCAGCCAGCAGCCCCCUGAGGCCCGGGAGGAGAUGCGGCGCCGCGUCAAGAACCUCAUCGAGGGGAGCCGAGUGAUGAUCUUCAGCAAGACCUACUGCCCGCACAGCUCCCGGGUGAAAGAACUCUUUUCUUCUCUGGGAGUCGACUGUAACAUCUUGGAACUUGAUCAAGUUGAUGAUGGGAUCCGUGUUCAAGAAAUGCUGACAGAAAUCACUAAUCAGAAGACCGUGCCCAACAUUUUUGUGAAUAGAGUGCACGUGGGAGGAUGUGACAAGACUUUCCAGGCACAUCACAGCGGGCUGUUACAGAAGCUCCUACAGGAAGGCUCGGCAAAUGAUUAUGAUCUCAUUGUCAUUGGUGGUGGUUCUGGUGGCCUCUCGUGUGCAAAGGAAGCAGCCAUUUUGGGAAAGAAAGUCAUGGUCCUGGACUUUGUGGUCCCUUCCCCUCAGGGCACAUCCUGGGGCCUUGGUGGCACUUGUGUGAAUGUUGGCUGUAUUCCUAAGAAACUGAUGCACCAGGCUGCCCUUCUAGGACAGGCCUUGCGGGACUCAAGGAAAUUUGGCUGGGAGUAUAACCAACAGGUGAAGCACAACUGGAGCACCCUGACAGAGGCCAUUCAGAACCACAUCGGCUCUCUCAACUGGAGCUACAGGUUGUCGCUGAGGGAAAAGGGAGUGACCUAUGUCAAUGCCUACGGGGAAUUUGUGGACCAUCAUAAAAUCAAGGCAACCAAUAAAAAAGGACAGGAAAGUUAUUUUUCUGCUUCAAAGUUUGUCAUAGCAACCGGUGAAAGGCCACGGUACUUGGGCAUCCAAGGCGAUAAAGAAUACUGCAUUACGAGUGACGACCUGUUCUCUCUGCCUCACUGCCCCGGCAAGACCUUAGUGGUGGGUGCCUCUUACGUCGCCCUGGAGUGCGCAGGCUUUCUUGCGGGCUUUGGCCUAGAAGUGACAGUUAUGGUGCGUUCAAUCCUUCUUCGCGGCUUUGAUCAAGAGAUGGCAGAGAAAGUGGGUUCCUACAUGGAGAGACAUGGCGUUAAGUUCUUGAGGAAAUUCGUCCCCGUGAAGAUUCAGCAGCUGGAGAGAGGCUCACCUGGAAAGCUGAAAGUAUGGGCCAAAUCCACUGAAGGACCGGAAACCAUCGAGGAGGUGUACAACACAGUCCUGCUAGCCAUUGGCCGUGACUCCUGUACAAGGAAAUUAGGCUUGGAGAAGAUUGGUGUCAAAAUCAAUGAGAAGAAUGGCAAGAUCCCAGUGAAUGAUAUGGAACAGACCAACGUGCCCCACGUCUAUGCCAUCGGCGACGUUUUGGAGGGCAGACCAGAGCUGACUCCUGUAGCCAUCCAGGCAGGCAAGCUGCUAGCUCGCAGGCUCUUUGGGGCCUCGUCAGAAAAAUGUGAUUAUAUGAGCGUUCCAACUGCCGUGUUCACACCUCUGGAAUAUGGCUGCUGUGGACUGUCAGAAGAAAAAGCUAUUGAAGUGUAUAAAAAAGAGAAUCUAGAAGUGUACCACACUCUAUUCUGGCCUCUUGAAUGGACAAUAGCCGGCAGAGACAAUAACACUUGUUAUGCGAAGAUAAUCUGCAACAAAUUUGACAGUGAUCGAGUGAUAGGAUUUCAUAUUCUUGGACCAAACGCCGGUGAGAUUACCCAAGGAUUCGCAGCCGCCAUGAAGUGUGGGCUCACCAAACAGCUGCUGGAUGGCACCAUCGGAAUCCACCCCACAUGUGGGGAGGUCUUCACAACUCUGGAAAUCACAAAGUCAUCAGGACUGGACAUCACCCAGAAGGGCUGCUGAGGGUAGCCCUGCUGCUGCCAAGUUCUCCUUGUCUGUUGUCAUUCCUUUCAAUGACAAUAAUGCUCUGUGCCCAGGACACCCGCUCUGUUGCUGGGGGACCAGUACAGGGCUCUGGAGGGCACAGAGAUGAGAAGGCGGACAGGGGGACAGGUCAGCAGCAGGGGACUACGGUCGUCUCGGCUGACGUGAGUGGCAGUUAGGCUGCGUCCUUGACGCCCUGGCUCGGAACCCUCUGGUGAGGUGAGCCAGGGCCGACCCUCUUGCGUCAGACUGGACCUUGCCACCAGCACACCGUGAGUGGCACAGUAACCUAAGCUAACUUUUCCACACUUGGUACUGUUUUUAUUCCUGCUUUGUUACUUCUAUGAAGAAAUUUUUUUUCAAUUGUGAAACUGGCUGGGAAAGGCCAUUUUCCUGGGUGUGGGCUUGGGUUGCACCUGCACGCCUGCGUGGGUGACAUCUGGGAGAUGCAUUGGAGUAGCUGGCUGCAGAGGACUGGGGACAUUAGCAGAAAGCUCUGCGCCAGGUCUAAGUGUCAGUCAACUGUCCUUUAAGCGACAUUUUAACCUGCUGUCAAAAUCCUGAAUUGGGCUUCACCUUCCUGGACAUUUCCUGGUGUCUGUCACUUGGAAGUGACUCUCCUCUUAUUAGUAGGUAUCUCUAGACUGGUGAGACAGCUCGUGUCAGAGACAAGUACUUGAAUUUCUUCUUGUUGUUGAUUUUUAAGAGUGAUAUUAAAAGACGUUUUCAGUACUGUAA